Messenger RNA from Ruditapes philippinarum (Manila clam), 2349 nucleotides. RefSeq lists its product as uncharacterized. The record is from RefSeq and is a predicted model, not a curated record. Lineage: Eukaryota; Metazoa; Mollusca; Bivalvia; Venerida; Veneridae. Bases 402 to 2177 code for a protein of 591 amino acids. The transcript is spliced from 6 exons.
GAUUUUAUGAACACAUAAAAUAAUUUAUGUCGUUGGCCCCCUUUUUCUCUUGAUUACAAAUUUUCCCUAUUACUGAAUUGUUACGGUCAACAUCAGUUUUUAGCUUUCUACAUAAAUUAACUUUUUAGCCAAUGAGGUCGUGACUUAAGAUCACGUGAUGCUUUCGAACCAAUCAGGGCUCGUAAGCUUUCAUAGCGAAUAUUUUAUGGCGAAGGAGAAGUUCUCGCCAAUUUUUUCAACGAAAUUCUCAAGAUUUUACAUUAGUAUCUUUGUUUCAAGCACAAGGCAUCUUAUAAUGAGAAUGAAAUCAUCUUAAAGCGAAACUGCAACGAGAUUAGAUAGCAAAAGAAAGUAGUAUAUCCAUGAAUCAUUGCCGAUGUAAACUUUGAGAACGUUUGUUGAUGGAGAAUGUAUAUCAGACACCUAUUUCGCUUUCAAUGCAAAUUGAAGAGAGAACGUAUUACAUUAGAACUAGUCUUAUGUACACAGACCUGACAAGAGAAGUAUUAUUUAAAGUGUUCAAAUACUUGAUAAAAAGUGAAGACAUAACAGACUUUCUCUCAUCUCCAGAGCAGCAAAAUAUAUUGAGGGAACUAUUUCAAAAAAAUGUCAUAAACAGGUAUGACUAUGAUCUGGUUUCUGGUCAAGGUUUAAAUCUAGAGAGAUUUGAUAUUUCUCUCUUGAUAAGACUUAUACUUAAUUUGUGUAAAGAUAAUAAACAAAAACCACAAAGCGGUUGGCAAACUAAACCACACCCGAAAGAUGAAGGUCUUGGUGCUGAUCUUCUUCAAUUGAGAGAUGUCAGAAACAAGAUUAUAGGUCAUCGAGCGGAUGCUAAAUUGUCGGAGGCAGAGUAUGAAAAGACCUGGGCAAAAAUUACAGCUAUCUUGUUGAGAGUGGUUGAACGUGUUGACUCGAAACCUAGUGAAAACUUUGAACAAAGAAUAAAUAAAUACAAACACAUAAAUGUAGAUACAGAUAAUGCUAAAGUGAAGAGGUUACUGGAUGAGUUGCUUAGCAACAAAAAAGAUUUUGAUCGCCAUCAAGAAAAGGUAAAUGCUUUCAAAUUACAGUUUCAGGUAUAUUUCCAAACAACACCGGAGAGAUUUGUACGUUACAUUAAACUUUUGUUCGAUGGAGGGCAUAUCGUGUUAUGUGGGAUACUGAAGAAAAAGUUGGGUGACAAUGACCUAUUGGAAUUUCUUGAAAAAAAGAAGGAAACACUGACUAGAAAUAUUGAAGAGAAAUUUACCAGUUGCCUCUUCCAACAAGAGUCUUGUUCAGAUUAUAAAAAGUGGGAUGUUUUUCUUCUGGCAUCAGUUUUGCUGUUCACGUUUGAUGAUGAUCUAAGUCAAAACGAAAUCAUGAAUAUAGGGCUCAUCAAAAGUGCUAGGGUAAAUUAUGCUGUCCUUGCAUUGCAGUCUCUUGAUGCAGAUGACUUUAUGAUGAAUUGGACUGAUCUUAUCGUUUGCCUAAAAGAUCUUUCAAGAAACAUUGCUGAUGACGACAAACUACAAGUUGAAAAUCUUAUUGAGCGCUAUAAGAAAGAAGACGAAGGAGGAUGUGACGCUGAAGAGUAUUUUAAACAGAUAAGGGAAUCUGGUGUUGAAGAGAAAACUUUGAACGAUGUCUACAAAGAAACUAUAACGGAAUUGAAAGACAGCCUGAACAAGUUGAGCCAAAAAUAUAUCACGUUCAAUCAAAAACAUGUUUUUGAGUUUAAACUGCUGACAUCAUGUGAAAAUGAAGAAAUAAAGAAAAGAGCAGAAAACUUACUGGAAAACAACCUGCAAGCUUCCAUACAAAAUUUAGAUCAAGCAUCAGAUAUUCUAAGAGGAGAUACAGACAAACUAGUAGCUAGCAUUGCCGCACAUCCAGAUGUGGAACCGGUUGAAGUUAAACAAAAGUGCAUAAUUUUGUCAUUCAAAUGUUCUUCUCCUGGAGGCUUAGUGCAUAUUUUAGAUAUCACACACGGCGAUCAGUUUAGAAGCACCUUUCGAAACAUAACUGAUGAGCUGCAUUACAUAUACGGAUAUGCUUUCCUCAUACAGGGAAAGUGCACGCUUGAAAGUGUGUCGAGGGUUUUAAAGAUGAUAAAUAAAUGUAAGUACGAAUAUAUAAAACCAUAUUACAUAUAUCAUUUUAGUCUGUUAAAGGAACUCCACAUAUGUCCAUGAUGCUCUUAACAAAGAUUUGAAAUUCUUACAUAGACCAAUUGGUGCACUUAAAUCAGUAAGACAUGCAACAAAUAAAAAGAAAAAACUCAAGAAUAAAGUGAAAUCGUAUUUUUGUGCUAUUCCUAUCCCGAUUUGAGUGAAAAGCGUUGGAAUUCUUUUCAAUUUUGUGUCA